Messenger RNA from Penicillium pulvis, 1155 nucleotides. Its product is annotated as zinc-binding alcohol dehydrogenase family protein. The coding region runs from base 1 to 1155 and encodes 384 amino acids. Lineage: Eukaryota; Fungi; Ascomycota; Eurotiomycetes; Eurotiales; Aspergillaceae. The transcript has a single exon. Gene Ontology annotation, molecular function: oxidoreductase activity, acting on NAD(P)H. The record is from RefSeq and is a predicted model, not a curated record.
AUGGACGUCAACACUUCCGCCUCCUCAAAGACGCGCAUUAUGUUCCAGAACCACGCCGCAUGGCUCACGGGUAACAAAGUUCACCCCCUCCAGGUGAAGCCAGCACCUUACACUAGUCCGCUCGAGGGCCAAAUUGUCAUCCGAAAUUACUCCACUGCCGUCAACAUCGUCGACGGGAGACUGCAGGAUCUCGGAACAUCUAUGAUGUACAAAUGGAUCGGAUAUCCUUGCAUCUUAGGAUCCGAUGUGGCAGGAGAAGUAGUCGAGGUUGGUCCGCAAGUGACACGUUUCAAAGUCGGAGACCGCGUCGUCGGCCAUGCUGUCGGCAAAGAUGAAAAGCGCAACAACAGUGCCGAAGGAGCCUUCCAACUCUAUGUCGUGCUUCUGGACCAUAUGUCAUCACCCAUUCCGGACCACAUGUCGUAUGAAAACGCCUGUGUGCUUCCAUUGGGUACUUCCACGGCUGCUUGUGGUCUGUUUGUACCAGAACAGCUUGGACUUCAGCUACCUUCCGUCAAUUCCAAGCCGAAGGGCGAAACCGUACUGAUUUGGGGAGGCUCUACUAGUGUGGGGAGCAGUGCUAUCCAACUUGCUGUGCGCGCAGGCUACGAAGUCUUUACAACGUCAUCUCCACACAAUUUCAAUUACGUGAGGAAGCUCGGCGCCGCAAAAGUCUUCAAUUACAAGAGCAAGACAGUCGUGGAUGACAUGGUGACCGCCCUCAAGGGGAAACAAGUGGCCGGUGCAAUUUCCAUGGCCCAUGAAGGAACUAAGCGAUGCAUGGAUAUACUGGCUCGUUGCGAUGGGAAAAGAUUCGUUUCCCUAGCCGCUUAUCCGGUUCCUGACAAGCUCUCGGCGCAUUUUCCAAUCUUGCAAACCAUGCUCUUGUACAUUACUGGAAAUUUGGUCUAUUGGUUCAAGUCCAAGACUAUGGGCGUUGACUACAACUUGAUUUUCGCAACAUCUUUGGUUGAGAAUGGAGUCGGCAAGGCUAUCUAUGGAGACUAUCUACCUCAGGCUCUGGAAGAUGGCAAAUUAUUGGCAUCGCCAGAGCCAGUUGUAGUAGGAAAUGGACUGGAAAGUAUUCAAGCCGCCUUAAAUUAUCAUAAGACUAAGGUAUCUGCCAAAAAGGUCGUUGUGUCUUUGAAAGACUGA